Stomoxys calcitrans (stable fly) is the source of this 1044-nucleotide messenger RNA. RefSeq lists its product as uncharacterized. Lineage: Eukaryota; Metazoa; Arthropoda; Insecta; Diptera; Muscidae. The record is from RefSeq and is a predicted model, not a curated record. The transcript has 3 exons. The coding region runs from base 531 to 848 and encodes 105 amino acids.
GGUUAUUUGGUUUUCAUAGAAAAUUUUGAUUUUUAAAGGGAAUUAAGCAAAAUUUUAUUUUCAGAUAUAAAAAAUAAGGCCUCCUCCAGCCCAGGGCCUUACUUAAACCACUAAAGUCACAUUAAAGCGAUAACGCCAGCAUGUUGCGUCUGCUGGAGGAGAUAUGGAGAAAAUAGCACUGCUGUGUUGUGAGGAAUCCCGAGUCUUUUGGCUGCUACUGUUAGCAAUUUUUGGGCCAAUAUAAAAUCAUCUGCUCUGAAACACUCUCCGGUCAAUCGAAAAACCGAGACUGAACCGAACGCUACUGAGGGAGGAUUUGCAAAUGAGUGCGUGUGUUAUAUCAAAUUUAGCAAAAACAUAAAGAAAAACACUUCCGCGUGUAAACAAACACGAAAAAAAGCCGCACCAAUUUGUGUGUGUGUGUAUGUUUAAAGAAUAAACGUGCUUCGAGUGACAAGAAAGGAAUACAAAAUUAUCAAUUGAUUACCUACGCUUUCGAAUACAAACAAAAAAUCAAAUCAAUUUCAAAAAUGUGCUCAAAACUUUUUAAAAUUUUAAUAUCAAUGGUGAUAUUUUUAGGCGCUUGGCUUAUUGUUAUGCCUGCUGUCGGCCAUUGUGGCCCAGUGCCAAAAGUCAAUGAGCACGAAAUGAUAAUGCCCAAAGUUCCACAAUGGCAUUGCUUGCGCUAUUUCAAACAUGAUGUUUUAAUGAUGCGUCGUUGUCGUCAUUUAAGAGUACCAACUGCACCACGUCUGGGUGAUGUGAAAAAACUUAGCCAAAGUUCAAAUUAUAAUUUUGUUAAAACGACUGAUGGCAAAACAGCGACUGCUAAUACCAAAAAUAGUUGAUUAAUUUUCAUCAUGAUACGAAGAUGUUGCCAGAGAAAAUGGUGGAUUUGAGGUUAAGAAAAAACUAUAACGAAACGUUAUAGACUAUAAUAAAAAACAAUGCUAUAUGACGUUAAAAAGAAUCGUCCUUUAUAUUAAGUACAAUAAUUAUUUUGUAAAAUCACUGCACACAUAUAAAACGAGCCAAGUAUUCAUU